UGGCUUUUAAUUAAACCCCAGAAAAACACAAGAGUUAAAGCAAGUGAUAUUGAUGACAUUUAAAAAGAAUGAGAGUGAACUCUUCUUGGUCUUCAUUUAUCUGCCAUUUCCCCUUUUUUGCUUUCAGCACAUAAAUCAAUUAACCAUGUCAGAGGACGGCAGCAGUGACCCGGAUGUGUUCCCGAUCCCAAGCGACUGUGAGCUGGUUGACUUUGUGUCAAGCGGGGACUAUGGGACGGUGGUGAAGUGCAGGAAGAGAGACACCGGAGAGACUGUGGCCAUAAAAGUCUCGAGAUUUGUCCAGAACGCCACGAAAGAGGCGUCCAUAUUAGAAGAGCUGAUGAGAUACAACCUGGACCAGUCCAACAUUGUGAAGCUCCAUGACUGGUACCACAUUAACAACUCCACUGGGCUAGUGUUGGAAAUGCUUGAUAUGAGUCUGUCGGACUACAUGCAGGAGGAGCGUCUGCCUUUAGAAGACAUCAGGCUCAUCAUCCAGCAGUUGGCCACAGCUUUUGAUGGAUUAAAGAGCGUUGGAGUGAUCCACGGAGACUUAAAACCCAACAACAUCAUGCUGGUGAAGGAUCAGCAGCAGCCGUUGACGUUGAAGCUUAUUGACUUCGGUUUGGCCUUUCACGCAUCUGAAGCCGUGGUGGGCUCUACUCACCAAUUACCUUAUUACAGAGCUCCAGAGAUCAUGUUGGGACUCCCCUUCGAUGAGGCCGUCGACAUGUGGUCUCUAGGCGCUCUGAUGGGGUUGAUGAUGUUUGGAAAUUUCAUCUUCCCGUGGUACUUUGAGUAUAAUCAGGUUAAGUAUGCCUCUUCCUCACAGACCUGGUAA
Seriola aureovittata is the source of this 841-nucleotide messenger RNA. RefSeq names its product homeodomain-interacting protein kinase 3-like. Gene Ontology annotation, biological process: peptidyl-serine phosphorylation; peptidyl-threonine phosphorylation. Bases 53 to 841 code for a protein of 262 amino acids. The record is from RefSeq and is a predicted model, not a curated record. Gene Ontology annotation, cellular component: nucleus; cytoplasm. Lineage: Eukaryota; Metazoa; Chordata; Actinopteri; Carangiformes; Carangidae. Gene Ontology annotation, molecular function: ATP binding; protein serine/threonine kinase activity; protein tyrosine kinase activity. The transcript is spliced from 4 exons.